CUGGACUGGGUGUCACUGGGCUCCGAGGAGCGGCGGCCGGGGCACUGCGGGGUGUCUGGUGUCGGGCACGGCCAUGGCGGGCGCGCUGGUGCGGAAAGCGGCGGACUAUGUCCGGAGCAAGGACUUUCGGGACUACCUCAUGAGUACGCACUUCUGGGGCCCUGUAGCCAACUGGGGUCUUCCCAUUGCUGCCAUCAAUGACAUGAAAAAGUCUCCAGAGAUUAUCAGUGGGCGGAUGACAUUUGCUCUCUGCUGUUACUCCCUGACGUUCAUGAGAUUUGCCUACAAGGUGCAGCCUCGAAACUGGCUUCUCUUCGCCUGCCACGCCACAAACGAAGUCGCCCAGCUCAUUCAGGGGAGUCGCCUUAUCAAAUACGAGAUGACUAAAAAGGCAUCAGCAUAACAAGGGAAAAUGAAAAACCAGCUGUUGGAAGGGAAGCUAUGCCGCUGCUGAGUCAGUCUGCCUCACGAUAGGCUCGCUAAGGAAAACAGGCUGGCUACUAUUUUUACUAACCAGUUUUUCUAGAAAUAGCUGAGAGUCCCGAAGCCAACUCUCUGCUGCCUUACAAGUACCGAAUAUUUUACUUCUCUUCGUAAAGAGUAGCUCAAGAUAUGCAAUCAAUUUAGUAAUUCCCGAUGAUGGUUUUAUCUGCGGUAAUACCUGUUAGAAUUUACUUAAUGAAAAACCGAAGAGAACAUCGUUUAUAAUUAUUAGCAUUUAAGUACUCAGAAUUCUUAACUGUAAUGACCACGAGACCGACGGCUGGCCACAUACUCCAAUCUCAUUGCCAAUGUUUUGAAAAAGUGUGUAUUUCCGUGCAGUGUGUAUAUUGAGCUGCUGGAACUUAAUGGCAAUAAAUGAUUUAAAUAUUUGUCAAA
Molecule: messenger RNA, 879 nt
Organism: Lynx canadensis (Canada lynx)
Lineage: Eukaryota; Metazoa; Chordata; Mammalia; Carnivora; Felidae
Gene: MPC1
Product: mitochondrial pyruvate carrier 1
Exons: 5
Coding region: 74-403 (109 amino acids)
Biological process (GO): pyruvate import into mitochondria
Cellular component (GO): mitochondrial inner membrane
Source: RefSeq, a predicted model, not a curated record